AUGUCGUAUAUGCUCCCUCACUUGGAGAAUGGAUGGCAGGUCGACCAAGCCAUCUUAGCCGAAGAGGAUCGUGUUGUGGUGGUGCGAUUUGGACACGAUUGGGACCCAACAUGUAUGCAAAUGGACGAGACACUCUUCAAAAUCGCACCGAAAGUCAAGAAUUUCGCCGUCGUUUACUUGGUAGAUAUCACGAAGGUGCCAGACUUCAACAAGAUGUACGAAUUGUACGAUCCAUGUACGGUCAUGUUCUUCUUCCGCAACAAACACAUCAUGGUGGAUUUGGGAACCGGUAACAACAACAAGAUCAACUGGGCAGUUACCGAUGGUCAGGAGCUAAUCGACAUCAUCGAGACAGUCUACCGAGGCGCUCGCAAAGGAAGGGGUCUCGUCAUCUCACCAAAGGACUACUCCACCAAGUACAAGUACUAA
Molecule: messenger RNA, 429 nt
Organism: Caenorhabditis briggsae
Lineage: Eukaryota; Metazoa; Nematoda; Chromadorea; Rhabditida; Rhabditidae
Exons: 2
Coding region: 1-429 (142 amino acids)
Biological process (GO): mRNA splicing, via spliceosome
Cellular component (GO): U4/U6 x U5 tri-snRNP complex; U5 snRNP; spliceosomal complex
Source: RefSeq, a predicted model, not a curated record